AUGUCGUUAGUCAAUAUCUGCAGAUCCAACAAUGAUCCGUUCUACCGUUACAAGAUGCCUCUUAUCCAGGCGAAAACUGAAGGUAGUGGUAACGGUAUCAAGACCAACAUUUUGAAUCUCUCUGAUGUUGCGACUGCCCUGGCUAGACCGGCCUCUUAUGUUAUGAAAUACUUUGGUUUUGAACUAGGUGCCCAGACUACCAUUGAUGAAAAAAACGAAAAAUUCCUAAUUAAUGGUGUCCAUGGUGUGAAGGAAUUACAAGACUGUCUUGAUGGAUUUAUUGAUAAAUUUGUCCUUUGUUUACAAUGUAAGAAUCCGGAAACUGUUUUGGAGAUUGUUGGCAAGGACAACCUACAAAGAGAUUGUAAGGCAUGUGGUAAAAUCACCAGAGUCAAUCCAACUUACAAGUUGGUCUCUUAUAUCCUAAAGAAUCCUCCAAAGAAGGAGUCAAAGAAAUCAAGUAAAAAGGCAAACACUGCGAGUGCAAAUGUUAUUGGUGGUGGUAAAUCUAUCUCUGAUAUAGCCAACAGACAGCAACGUAAGAAUACAGACGAUGACGUGUCUGUUGGAGAAGCUGGGAGUAAGGAGAAAGUCAUUGUCAAAGACGAAGAUUGGUCUGUUGAUAUGAGCGAAGAUGCAAUCAAGGCUCGUGCAAGAGAGUUGGAGAAACUAAAUAUUGGUGAAUCUAGAAUCAAAUAUCAAGAAUUCGGUAACUGGUUAUUAUCGUCUGAUGAAUUACCUUCUGAUAUAGAAAUCUACAAAAAAAUCAUAUCCGACAAGAUAAACAAUGACAGACAAACUGUUGAAGUGUUAGCCCAAGUGUUAUUUGAUGAUGACAUUGCAGAUGAAAUUGCCAAUCAUAAAGGUUUGUUAGCUAAGUUGCUGACUUCCGAGAAAAUGGAAAAGUCUUUACUUGGAGGUAUAGAGAGAAUGAUUGGUGUCAAGCACCCUGAAUUAAUUCCAAAGGUGCCUAAGAUUUUAAUGCUAUUAUAUGACAAUGAUUUGGUAUCGGAAGAUGUCAUUAGAGAUUGGGGGUCUCAUGUAUCCAAGAAAUACGUUGACAAGGAAACUUCAAGAAAUAUCAGGAAGGCUGCUAGACCAUUCCUAAAAUGGCUAGAUGAAGCAGAAGAAGAUUCUGAGGAGGAGGAAUCAGAUGAUGAGUAG
Pichia kudriavzevii is the source of this 1164-nucleotide messenger RNA. RefSeq lists its product as uncharacterized. Gene Ontology annotation, biological process: formation of translation preinitiation complex; translational initiation; formation of cytoplasmic translation initiation complex. The record is from RefSeq and is a predicted model, not a curated record. NCBI's taxonomy places the organism in Eukaryota, Fungi, Ascomycota, Pichiomycetes, Pichiales, Pichiaceae. Gene Ontology annotation, cellular component: cytosol. The coding region runs from base 1 to 1164 and encodes 387 amino acids. The transcript has a single exon. Gene Ontology annotation, molecular function: GDP-dissociation inhibitor activity; eukaryotic initiation factor eIF2 binding; translation initiation factor activity.